Globicephala melas (long-finned pilot whale) is the source of this 1287-nucleotide messenger RNA. NCBI's taxonomy places the organism in Eukaryota, Metazoa, Chordata, Mammalia, Artiodactyla, Delphinidae. The record is from RefSeq and is a predicted model, not a curated record.
AUGUCGGGCAGCAUCCCUGGCCUCCACCUACUAGAUGCCAGAGGCACGUCCUCCCCCGUGCUGCCAACCGGAAACGUCUCCAGACGCCCUGGGCGCCAAACCGUCCCUGGUGGAGGACUGCUGCCUCGAAAGGGGAUGGAGAGAUCGCAGGUGGAGGGGGCCAGCCACACCCGUGAUGCCACUGCACCUGGGGGGACCUUCCCCAGCAGGGGUGAAGGGCCCAGGCAGGUGCUGCGACUCGAGUGUGCAGCCCCCGUCAGCCUGUGUCUGGACUCACAGCUGCACGUGCAUGGCCACCUCCAGUGGGACAUGCUCUCCUGGGACACAGAUCCGGGGUCGGCCCUGAUUGCUCUGAGGAGAGAGAAGGAGCCACAAGUCGAGGUGCCUUUCCAGCCCCCAUGUGGGAGCCGUGGCCUUGACGGCUUUCCUACCUGCCCGUCACCUCACCCCACCCUCAAUGCCCACCUGGCCGAACCAGCUGUUUGGUCAGCAUUGAAGGGGCUCUUAGACCCGCCAAGUUUUUUCUAUCAGCUGUUUGAUCUCAGGGGGUGGUCCCCAGGAGGCGCCUGGCAGCCCCCAGAGUUCUCCACUUUGCGUGGACGGCCCAAAACAAACAAAUCGAUGAACAGAUCAAGAAUUUCAUUCAUGGCCUCUUGUGAUGUGAGAUGUCCUCAGAUCCCUGAGUCACUGCUGUGCCGACACCGCAAAGGCUGCGAUUCAAGGAGAACCAGCGUUCCAGGCCCCAGGAAGGAUGUGGGUCCACUGUCGGGAUUCCGGACAGGAAAAGCCAUGAGUAGCGGUGACAAGACAGGAGGCACCUUCGAGGGCGCCCUGGGGGUGUGAGCUGUGCGUGGAGCUGCGAGGCCCUGCGGCACGACGCCGGGGUUUUGUAUCAGCACCCGUUUCUUCCCAGAUUAGCGGGAAACAGUGAGCGCUGCCGGGAUGGAGGGAACCCGAGGCCACAUCCUUCGUGGAGGAGAAGCUUCAGCGCUGGGGCGGCCAGGCCAGGGUCCCCGUUCCCCGUGCUGAGGGCCGCGCCUGCUGCGGGCCGCCCUGGGCUGUCGGAAAGGGGCACCGCUCGGCCUUUGGGCAGAACUGCGCGCGGUCUGGAAGGUUCUGACUCCCUGGGACACUGUGGUCAGCUGAAAUUUGCAGACCAUCCCUGGCCCUCGUUCAUGCCCAGCUGGUUCCGCAAGCGUUUAGGGCAGUGCCAGCCAGGCGCUUGGCCCUGUGGGCGGGGGAGGAGGGGAGGGGCGCCGUCCGUGCACGUGGCCCAGCGACUCCUCC